Molecule: messenger RNA, 684 nt
Organism: Pneumocystis jirovecii RU7
Lineage: Eukaryota; Fungi; Ascomycota; Pneumocystomycetes; Pneumocystales; Pneumocystaceae
Exons: 5
Coding region: 1-684 (227 amino acids)
Source: RefSeq, a predicted model, not a curated record
AUGACAACAUAUUCUUACUUGAUUUUUCUAUUAGAAUCUGCGUUUUAUUCAAUUUUAGAAAAAAAUAAGCUUAAGUCAUUAAACCUUGAAAUAUCAUCAGAAGAUGAAAAACAUAUCAAUAAAACAAUGAAAGCUAUAAAGGAAAGAAUCUAUAAAAUUGAACAAGAGCAAUCUGAUUUUGAAAAUAAUGUUAAUAUAUCUACAGAAACGCUAAAGCAGCAGGAAUAUAUUUUAAUCAGAAUACAAGAUUAUUAUAGAAGAUUAGAAGAAAUGUUGGAAUCAGAAAAUACAGACGACUAUGAGCUUAUUAUAGAUUUAAAAAAAGAAGAAAAGGAACAUAAAUUGGAAAAUGAAUUUCUUAGGACAUCAAAUUCAAAAGAAACAGAGGAUUUUAAUAAUACUUUUAUAAAAAGUUCUCAAGAAAGUCAAAAACAAAUACUAAAAGCACAACAACAAAUUAUAAAAGAACAAGAUUUGUCAUUAAACAAUUUAUAUGAUUCUAUAUCUACUCAAAAAGAAUUAACAAUUCAAAUGGAAUCAGAGUUAGAGUUACAUAAUGAAUUUCUUGAAGAAAUGGAGGUACUUGUAGAUAAAUCACAAGGAAAAUUGAAGAAAUCUGAAAAAAGACUUAAAAAAGUUGUUAAAAAUAUUAAAAAGAAAGGAAAGUAUUUUCAGGUUAAAUAA